Coffea eugenioides is the source of this 3348-nucleotide messenger RNA. Its product is annotated as pentatricopeptide repeat-containing protein At4g20770-like. Lineage: Eukaryota; Viridiplantae; Streptophyta; Magnoliopsida; Gentianales; Rubiaceae. The transcript is spliced from 4 exons. The coding region runs from base 21 to 2357 and encodes 778 amino acids. Gene Ontology annotation, biological process: RNA modification. The record is from RefSeq and is a predicted model, not a curated record. Gene Ontology annotation, molecular function: RNA binding; protein binding.
UGAGAAAUUCAGCACCAAGAAUGCUAGCCAGAACCACCACCGCCACAGCUUACGUAGCUGACCUUUUGCAAAACUGCCUCAAUAACAAAGCCCACAUUGGUGGGAAGAUCCUUCAUGCCCACAUACUUCGUAUUGGGGCCUUCGCAGAUACUUUUCUUGCCAACCGCCUUGUUGAAUUGUACUCAAAAUGUGGUCAAUUAGUUAGUGCUCGUUUGGUGUUUGAUCGAAUGCCUCAGAGAAAUAUUUACUCUUGCAAUGCAAUGUUAAGUUGUUAUUGUAAAGAGAAACAAUUAGAGGAUGCCCAUGAACUUUUUGUUAGAAUGCCCGAGAGGAAUAGUGUGUCGUGGAACACGAUGAUUAGUGCGUUGGUUCGGAAUGGUUAUGAAAGAAGAAGUUUGGAGUUUUAUCAAAUGAUGAGGUUAGGUGGUUUUGAGCCGACCCGUUUCACGUUGGCUAGUGUUUUGAGUGCUUGUGGUGGCUUGGGGGAAAGAAUGUGUGGAAAAGAGUGUCAUGGAGUUGCUAUUAAACUUGGUUUAGACACGAAUGUGUAUGUGGGGAAUGCUUCGUUGGGGAUGUAUGCAAAGUGUGGGAUGGUGGGGGAUGCAGUUAAGGCUUUUUGGGACUUGACGGAGCCAAAUGAGAUCUCGUUCACUGCAUUGAUGGGAGGGCUAGUUGAGGCUGAUCGAAUUGAGGAGGCAUUUGACAUGUUUAAAUUGAUGCACAGGAAUGGGAUUAGAAUUGAUUCUGUUUCAUUGUCUAGUGUUCUGGGUGUUUGUGCCAAAGGUGUGAGUGGGGACUUUGGAGCAAUUAGCGAUGAUGAUUGCGAACUACAUAUUGUACCAGGGAAACAAAUUCAUGGCCUUACUGUAAAACUUGGCUUUGAAAACGAUCUUCAUCUGAGCAAUUCGUUGCUUGACAUGUAUGCCAAAAAUGGAGAUAUGGACAGUGCUGAAAUGGCUUUCGCUAAUUUAUCCGAGGUUAGUGUUGUUUCUUGGAACAUUAUGAUAGGAGGGUAUGGACAAAAAGAUGAAAAAGAGAAAGCAAUGCAAUAUAUGGAAUGGAUGCAGAGUAGUGGUUUUGAACCUGAUGAUGUCACUCACAUCAACAUGCUUGUAGCUUGUAUUAAGUGUGGGGAUGUUAAAACUGCACGUAUGAUAUUUGACAGGUUGGAACAUCAGAGCUUAAGCUCAUGGAAUGCUUUACUCUCAGGAUAUACACAAAAUGGCUACCAUAGGGAAACAGUGAAUCUUUUCGGAGAAAUGCAAUUUCAAAAUGUGCAACCUGAUCGAACUACAUUGGCAAUACUAUUGAGUUCCUGUGCUGCAUUAGGUCAUUUGGAGACUGGAAGGCAAGCCCAUGCCUGCUUGAUAAAACCUGGAUUCCAUACUGACACUUAUGUCGGUAGUGGACUUAUUGGCAUGUACUUGAAGUGUGGUAGGGUUGCUGGUGCAAAACAUGUUUUUAAUGGGGUUCAUCUGUUAGACACUGUCUGUUGGAAUUCUAUGAUAGCAGGGUUAUCCUUCAAUUCAAUGGAUGGAGAAGCUUUUAGUAUUUUUAUUGAAAUGCUUAGAAAGGGAACAUUGCCCACUGAAUUCUCUUAUGCCACUGUGUUGAGCUGUUGUGCAAAACUAUCUUCUUUGUCCCAGGGGAAGCCAGUUCAUGGUCUAAUAGUGAAGGAUGGAUAUGCAGAUGAUGUUUUUGUGGGCAGUGCACUUGUUGAUAUGUAUUCUAAGUGUGGCAACAUUUGUGAGGCCAGACAGUUUUUUAAUUUGAUGCCUUUCAAAAAUACAGUUACUUGGAAUGAGAUGCUACAUGGGUAUGCACAGAAUGGGUGUGGAGAUGAAGCUGUUUGCGUUUAUAGACAAAUGAUUCAAUCAGGUGCCAGACCAGAUGACAUAACAUUUGUUGCUGUUUUGACUGCGUGUAGCCAUUCUGGAUUGGUGGAUCCUGGGAUUACUAUAUUCAAUUCAAUGCAGAAAAAACAUGGAGUGGAACCACUUCCAGAUCAUUACACUUGCAUAAUUGAUUCACUUGGUCGGGCUGGACGGUUUAAUGAACUAGAAUCAAUCAUUAAUAAGAUGCCAUACAAAGAUGACCCAGUGGUUUGGGAAGUUCUGCUUAGUUCUUGCCGGGUUCAUAGUAAUGUAAGCUUAGCAAGAAGAGCAGCAGAUGAACUUUUCCGCCUAGACCAAAAGAAUUCUGCUCCUUAUGUACUUUUGGCCAAUAUGUAUGCAUCAUUAGGAAGGUGGGAUGACGCAAAUGAUGUUAGGAGCAUGAUGAUCGAACAGCAAGUGCGUAAGGAUCCAGGUUAUAGCUGGGUUGAGCAGGAAAAGAGUGAUGUGUGCAGACUUGGCUAAAAUCUGUACUAAAUGAGGAAUCCGAUGGUGCUACAAUGCUGAAUAUCAUACUUCAGUUUAAUAUCUGCUUAAAUUGCAGUCUGGCCUGACAGGAUGCUCUUCUUUCUCAUUUUAGGGUGUGGAAUCUGAGUAGAAAGGAAUGUAAGGGCUUAAUGGUUUAAUCCUUUCUAUGAAGAACAAUAGUGCCUGAAAUAUGAAGGAAAAUUAUGAGUCAUUGGCUCAGACACUUUCUUGAGAGUUCUCAUUAGGAUGCUUGUUGUAGGUCAAUUGAUAUAAAGUCUGCCCAAAAAGCUGCGUCAUUAUUUUUCUACAUACAAGAAGGCACAGCAGAGCUCCGAUUGACAAUGACAACUGACGUGGAGAGGAUAACAAAAGCCACUUCGGUAUGUUUGACCCUCAGAGCACAAAUCCCAAAGUUUGCUUCAUAAAUGAUUCAGGCAAAACAAGACUUGCAUGUACAAGUAAAAGCCGUUGAAGCUGCUCAAAAGGCAAUGUAACUGUAAUGGAUACAUGUCAUUUAGUUUCCUGCGUGGCAGAGUACCGCAUGCUCAGCUGUCUCAUCCAUUCUCUGGUGAAAUUGUCUUGAGGUGACGUAUGAUUGUUUGUUGGCAAAACCUGAUGAUUUCCAAUGCUGGGUUGACAGGCUCCAAAUCAGACCGGAAUGGGAAAACAUCAGCAGCAAAACAGAGGCCAUCAAGCAGCUCAAUCUCAUUGUAACUAGAAUCUUGCAGCUUGUAGAAUAUCAUUUUUCUGAAGGCCUUCAGAAGAGCUACAUCUGCAUUGUAGAAACCUGCUGGGGAGGGAAAUGAUACCUCCUUUGCAAGCAAAUCAAUAUUCACUUCUUUUAUCAAUUUCCAUCUGGGAUGUUUCCGGUCUAAAACACCCCAUAAGUGUAUAUGCCCUUCCGGUGUUUUGCAAAUGAAUCCAAGUUUUCCUUGAUACUCUACAAGUUGCUUGCAUGAGUACUCGCAAUUCUUGCAUACAAGCUCAG